Messenger RNA from Penaeus indicus, 553 nucleotides. RefSeq lists its product as uncharacterized. The annotation marks the transcript as partial. NCBI's taxonomy places the organism in Eukaryota, Metazoa, Arthropoda, Malacostraca, Decapoda, Penaeidae. The record is from RefSeq and is a predicted model, not a curated record. The transcript has a single exon.
AGACAGAGUAUUCGUCUGUUCUCACGACGACAAUGCUGGCGAAAACGCCGACGAGAGAUUUGGCGACGCGAGUUCUGACGAAUCCGGCAACGACACCGCCGAAGACCUAGAUGGUCUCAGCGGUGCUUCCGUCGACUCUGGCGUAGGCGUCGUCACCGCGGCCGCCGUCACGUCCACGGUGUCUCCGACCGAAAAUUUCGAUCCGGUCAAUUCUCGUAACGGCGAUGCUGGCGAGAACGCCGACGAAAAUCUUAGCGACGCGAGUUCUGACGAAUCCGGCGACGACACUGCCGGAGAGCCAGACGGAAUCGGAACGGACGCCGAAGAAUUCGAUCCGGCUAAUUCUUCUAACGAUAACGGCAAUACCGGUGACGAGAACGCCGACGAAAAUCUUAGCGACGCGAGUUCUGACGAACACGACGACGACGACGACGAACCCAGCAUCGAGGCAAAGAUAGAUCAAUUUUUGAAAGACCUCGAAAAUCCCAAUCCGGUUACCGACGGGUCGAGCGUUUCUAGCUCGAACAGAGACCGAAGAGCAAACAGUCGAUAG